UACUUGGGUCAGCACGCGCCAUUGUUGCGAACGUCGCAGAGAUGCGAUAACUUGUUAAAAAUUUUGAUAUCUUAAGACGUUAUAUUGCUGCGGCGAAGGCCAGACGACAUAAAUUAGCACCUGGAUAAACAGUUUCGCAACUCAACAGAGAUGGCACAGCGGGUCUCUGUGAAUGAUGCAGCUGCUGGAUCCAAACGGACUUCUCGAGUUCGUGUGGCGGUUCGGUUGAGACCCUACCUGGACAAACAGGAUGAAAAAGGAGAAGGGCCCUGUGUCAGGGGCCUGGGGCCGCAGAAGCUGGAGAUAAUCAACUGGAGGAACGCCACCGAGACUCUUGAAUACCAGUUUGAUGUGUUUCAUGGUGAACAGACCACUCAGCAGGAAGUUUUUUUGACAUCAGUUAAACCCAUCCUCCCCCACAUCCUCAGUGGACAGAAUGCCAGUGUCUUUGCCUAUGGACCCACUGGAGCAGGAAAGACCCACACUAUGCUCGGCAGUCAAGAGCAGCCAGGGAUUAUUCCCAGAGCAGUCAGAGAGGUCUUCAAUCUGGUUGGAGCACAGGAAAAGGAGCAGGACGGAUGGGAAUACUUUGUUGCGAUGUCCUACUUGGAAAUUUACAAUGAAAAGGUGCUGGACCUGCUGUCCCCAAGUUCCCAGGACUUGCCCAUUCGGGAAGACAAGGACAGAAACAUCCUGAUUCCCGGGCUAACACACACACCCCUCUCAUCCUUCACUGACUUUGACACCCAUUUCAUCCCUGCGAGUCUGAACCGCACCACAGCCUCUACUAAACUCAACCAGCGCUCCAGCCGCAGUCACGCUAUCCUCCUCAUAAAGGUAGUGAAAUCUCAGCGUGGGCCACCGCACAGACAACAAACAGGAAAGCUGUAUCUGGUUGACCUCGCCGGUUCAGAGGACAAUCGGCGCACAGGAAACCAGGGCAUUCGUCUGAAAGAGAGUGGAGCCAUCAAUCUGUCCCUGUUCACCCUCAGUAAAGUGGUGGAUGCUUUGAACGCAGGGGCCGGGGGCCGUGUGCCCUACAGAGACAGUAAACUCACCCGUCUGCUGCAGGACUCUCUGGGAGGCUCAGCGCAUUCAGUCAUGAUCACGAACAUUGCGCCGGAGUACAGCUACUACUUUGACACCUUUUCCGCCCUCAACUUUGCUGCCAAGUCAAAGCAGAUUGUGAAUCGGCCCUUUAUCAGGGAAACUGUGGUGGUCCCUGUUUUUGCUCCUAGCAAGAGAGCCAGAGAGGAGCAGGAGGCCGGAGGUUCUGGUGAGCCCCAGAUCAAGAGGUCAAAGCAGGGGAAGAAAGCUGAGCAGCCCCCAUCACCACCCACACAACCACACAGUUCACCAGAUUCUUCAGUUCUGGACAGACUGCUGGCACUAGAGAAGAUGAUGAUGGGCUCUGCAGAGAGAGAGCGACUCAACCUGCUCAAAACGGUGGCCCAGUCCCGCAAAGAGAUUCAGAUGUUGAAAGAGAAACAGAAGGAGUUGGAGGACAAGGCAAACAUGUUUAAAAAGCAGAAUGGAGUGACAGAGUCCAGAGAAGGUCUUCUAUUUAAGACAGAUCUUCCCCCUCUGCACAGAAAACAAUCUACAGCGGCCAAACCACGCAAACAGCAGGCAGUUGUUACACCACUACAGGUCUCUCAGGUGCAGCCCUUGCUGCAGUCUGUUUUGGUGUGUAAACCCUCACAAACUCUGGAAAAGAAGAAACGUGUCAAAGCUGAGAUUUGUGAGGGAAAGGAGAACAGAGAUGUGGACCCCUCCUCUGCUGAAGAUGUGAACUGGGAGUCCCAUCUGGACUCUGCGUUACUGGAGCAGUCCAGGAAGAAAAUCCUGCAGACGCUGAACUCUGGCUCCCUGAAAGAACUUAAGAGCCUGCAGCUUAUAGGAGACAAGAAGGCCAAGCUGAUCAUGGGCUGGAGAGAAAUCCAUGGGGACUUCACACAGGUGGAGGACCUGAAGAAAAUUGAAGGCAUUACAGUUAAACGUUUCUCUUCCUUCAUAAAGGCCAAUAUUCUCAGCAGUAUGGGAAAGUGAGGUGUGUGGAGGGGCAGUUUCAGAAGAGAAGACCUUGUAUACUUGUGCUUUAUUUAAUUUUUUUAGUUCUUGUUUUACUCAUUUUAAUUUGUAAAGGUGUUGUACAUUUUUCCCCCCCUUAGCUCCUGUGUAUACUUUGCUGUAUACUCUGCAUACUUGAAAUAUUUCCCUUUUUAUAUGAAUUUUUUUUUCCCCCAAAUGAUUUUUUAUUUUUUAUUUUUUUUAUGUGGCACCAAAUAAAUGCCAUCACAUAACUAUGAUCAGUUUUAUUUCACCUGACUUAUGAGUGCAAUUCAUGCAUAUUAAAUGUGUUAUUUUAUUUAACUAAUGUUUUCUUUGCUAAACUACAUUUGUGAUUUAAAAGCCUUGUUUGUCUUCGGGGUGCAGCAUCCACAUUCACACACCUUAUUACAUUAGUGUCAUUUGAUGUUUAAAUUAACAUCUCAUUUUGCACAGUCCACAAAAACAGACUUUUUUUUUUUUACUCCAAAAAUGGGUAAAAUUUUGUAUGAAAAUUACAUUAGUGAUUGAGAUUCGCAAAAUUCUCACUGAAAUGUGCCGCUCAAAUUGUUCAAGGAAUAAUUCACCCGAAAUUAAAUUGUCAAUUUAAUUGUCAAAGUGAGCAUGCAUGCCACUGUGCGAGCUUUGCUCAUGAACGCACAACAGACAUCAAGAUUUUCACUUGAUUUGUGUUCACUUUCACAAGAUUUGUUUCUCACCAAAACAAAUAAUCACCUUCAGAAGACUUGGAAUAUGACGCAUAUACUAGUUUUAUAAUUGGGGCCCUUUUUUUAAGCAUUUAAAAUGAGCCACUACCCACUGCCAUUUUAUUGUAGACGGCCAAACAUAUUCAAUGAAACAUCUCUUUUUGUUUUCCACAUAAACAAGGAAGUCAGGAAUGUCAUAAGGGUAAAUUGUCCGUUUUUUAUUUUUGGGUGAACUACAAUAUUCCUUUUGUUCUGAAUCUCAGGAUGAUCUUAAAAGUCUUUAGGACUGGCAAAGACGUUUUAAUUCUUAAAGACUGGAUGUCUUUUAAAGUACACUGAAAUCUUCAAACUCUAUUUCAUGAUUUUGUUUAAAUUCUUAUGACUAGAUAAAAUUAGAAUAAUUACACAAUGUUUGGCAUUUUUGUUGUCAUUGUUCAUUGCUGUAUUUACAAGCCAGAUGUCUUGACACCAAGGGCUGAAUCAAAUGUACUGGGCAGAAACAUGACACACUUAUGGCUCAUGGUUCUCGUUCUUACUGCACUUGACAAUUUGCAAAGGGCCACAUGAAAUAUGUCCUUGGGGGAAAAAGUCACCCAGUGUUUGCAUUUUGAACAGCAAACAAAUGGAAACUGUUCUUGGUGAGUGCAUACGUCUGCACAUUGCUGCCUACAGCAGCUGAGAGCCUGCAGUCAACACUGCUUAUUUAUUACUCAUUGAGAGGCAAUCCUGUAGCCAACUUGACAUCACUGCGGCAGGCCAGAUUGCCAGAACACAUAGCUGCAUGACAUAAAUUAAGACCAUUGUGAAAAUUGACUCAUUUUUAAUUGUUAGGCUGUUUGUGGUAAUGUUUUUAACCUUCUUUAAAAAGAGGAGAAACUAACCAAUUAUUUAGACUACCUACCCCAGAUGACUGCAUUUGCAAACACUUAGAUAUAUGGGGGCCACAUAAUACAAUCAAUUGCUUUAUGCUAAUGCUUUAAGUAAAAUAUUUAAUAAAUCGAAUUAAUGAAUUGUAGAUUUGGGUUACGCUUUACAUGGCAAUGCCUAGGAUACUGUUUUGCGGAUGGCCUCAGAGACUAUUGUUCUGGUUUUGUGGGAACCAAGAAGUAAUCAUGUAUACAAAAACAAUGGUUAUUAUAAAAUAGCUCCAAGGUGUACAUUUACUGAGAGCAGAAUAAAACCAAAGUCAUUAAAAAUACUUCAGAUUGCAAUGAGCAAAGGCACACUCUUUGAUGCAGUGGUUGGUCUGAAGUAUUUAUUUGCUCAACAAAAAAGAAAUCUUGCUAUACUGAAGGUAUUUGCUUAUGACAAAUUUUGCCCCAUCACUAUUGUCCGUAUAUUUAUUUAUUUAUUUUUUUAUUUUUUAUUUUUUUCUCAUCCUUUUUACCCUGAUGUCUGCACAGCAUAGUUAAGAUACAUGUCAAUAUUUUGGUGCCUUGUUUGUAUUAUUUGAAUUUUUGCUAUAUAUAUAUAUAUAUAUAUAUAUAUAUAUAUAUAUAUAUAUAUAUAUAUAUAUAUAUAUAUAUAUAUAUAUAUUUGACUGUAUAAUAACACUAUAACUUGAGGUACAAGAUCCCCAUCACCGCAUUUAUUUUUUACAUGAUUAUUAAAUGUUAAAUAUUAAUUAAAAGCCUUUUACCAUCAUUUCUUUAAAAAAAAAAAAAGCAUUAUUUGGUCACACUUUUGAAAAGGAUCUAUUUGUUAACAUUUGUAAAUGCAAAAGGUAUCAUGAACAAACAAUGAACACUAUUUCUAACAGCAUUUAUUAUUCCUGGUUAAUGUUAAUUUAUAAAAAUGCAAUUGUUCUUUGUUGUUCAUGUUAGUUCAUAUUGCAUUAACUUUUGACACAUACAGGUCAUUGACGAUAAGGUUGUCCAAGAAGGUAAAAGUGAGAUUUCAUUCAAAAUCUAGUUUAAAAAAUGCGUCAGUUUUGUUGAAAUUUAAUCUUCAUGUCCAUAUUGGUUUGAUACAUUUUUGGAAAACAUUUAUAUCAUUUUCUACAAACAAAAAUGUAAGUAGUGUAAUCAUGAAGUAAAAUACUUUGCUUGAAUACACAUGAGUGUAUACAACUUAAUAAUAAAAAUAAAAAAGAUUUUCAUGGUAAAAAAAAAUUUCCGCAAACAUCAUGCAUUUUGAGUCACAAAUAUCAAUACGUUUUCUUAUGGUUACUCCAUUUGACUGGAACAAAAAGUGCCUUUUCAUACAUAUUUCAAAAUAUCUGAUAUUUUGUUAAAACUUUUGUUUUAAUGUUUUUCUUGUCACAUGCUACCUGCACCACAUGACUUUGAUUUGGUUGACAAACAUUUUUCAAAUUGCGAUUAUUGCUUUAUUUUUUUAAUUAAUA
Myxocyprinus asiaticus (Chinese sucker) is the source of this 5100-nucleotide messenger RNA. RefSeq names its product kinesin-like protein KIF22. Gene Ontology annotation, biological process: microtubule-based movement; mitotic spindle organization. The transcript has 13 exons. The record is from RefSeq and is a predicted model, not a curated record. Bases 151 to 2049 code for a protein of 632 amino acids. NCBI's taxonomy places the organism in Eukaryota, Metazoa, Chordata, Actinopteri, Cypriniformes, Catostomidae. Gene Ontology annotation, molecular function: ATP binding; microtubule motor activity; microtubule binding.